UGCCUUGGUGGGCGUCCCUUGAGGUGAGGCUGAGUGGGGGCUCCUACAGGCUCUCAGCGACGCGGGCGGGGGGUCCUAGAAGGACCUCUAGGAAACUUUCAGGCAUGGCCACCCGGCGUUUAACAGACGCGUACUUGUUGUUGCGGAACAACGCGAUCCAAAGCCGGCAGCUGCUGGCUGAGCAAGUGAGUAGUUACAGCUCCUCCAGUCCUCUGACUUCACGUAGCAUGGCUGCUGCGCUUGCAGAUGAUCGCAUGGCAUUGGUAUCAGGGAUCAGUUUAGAUCCUGAAGCUGCUGUCUGUGUAACAAAGAGGUUGCCUCCCAAGUGGAUUGAUGGUAUAGAAGAAAUUCAGUAUGAGAUCUCCAGGAUAAAACAGAAGAUGAAAGAAAUAGCCAGUCUACAUGACAAGCAUUUAAAUAGACCAACUUUGGAUGAUAGCAGCGAGGAAGAACACGCAAUAGAAAUAACCACUCAAGAAAUUACACAGCUGUUUCACAGGUGUCAAAGAGCAGUCCAGGGCUUAAACAGCAAGUCUCGAAGCUGUACGGACCAAGAGUGCCGGCUUCUGAAGAAUGUUGUGUAUUCCUUAGCUCAGUCUCUGCAGGACCUCUCCACCAGCUUUAGGCACGGGCAGUCUGACUAUCUCAAACGCAUGAAAAAUCGAGAAGAAAGAUCCAAACAUUUCUUUGACACAUCAGUCUCUCUCAUGGAUGAUGGGGAGGAUGCGACAAUCUACGAUAGGGGCUUUACAGAUGACCAGUUAGUAUUAGUGGAACAAAACGCUGUGUUGGUGGAAGAGCGGGAACGAGAAAUUCGACAAAUUGUACAGUCCAUUACUGAUCUUAAUGAAAUUUUCAGGGAUUUAGGAGCAAUGGUAGUUGAACAGGGUACCGUACUGGACAGAAUUGAUUACAGUGUUGAGCAAUCAUGCAUUAAAACAGAAGAAGGAUUGAAACAGCUACAUAAAGCUGAGCAGUAUCAAAAGAAGAAUCGGAAGAUGCUUAUCAUUUUAAUUUUGUUUGUUAUAGUUAUUGUCCUAAUCAUUGUCCUUAUUGCUGUAAAGUUUCGCUAGGCAAUGUGCCAGUGAUGCUUUCCUUUCUCUCUGUGUUUGUCUGAGGGGUAGCAACGAAUUUUUGUGUGUUGUAUUCUGUUUUUGUUCCUGACAGGAAUGGUUGAGCCGAUGCUCUUGAAAGCUGCCUUUUGGAUGAAUGUACGAGGUCUAAUGGUGCAAUGUCUGUGCAAUGUUCAUAGAGAAAACCUCUGUUUUACAUGUUCAGUGAAUAUGGAAGGCAGUGAUUUGCAAAAAACAUGCAGAAAUAUCGGAAUUUCUGAGGAAAGCUACCAAAUCAGGCAUUUCAUUUACCCAGGCCAUUGUAACACUAGAAUGCAUUUUUAAAAGUGAUUUAAACAUAUAGGAAAAUGCUUCUACUAAAGAGGAAUCGUAAUGCACUUUCUACUAUGGCUUAGCCUAUGGUUAAUUUUAGGGUAAGCUGUCCAAAUUGCCCUGUGGACAUCAUUCCAAAAGCUAUUGAGUUGGAGAUAAAAAUGCCUUAACGAUACAGCAAUAGUUUCAUUUUACCAUCUUUUCCCUCCAGAGUUAAUAUUAGUAUGAGUUCACGGAAGUAAAAAAGAUAACUCUGAUUUCAUUCUUUUGUUCUGAAAGUGGUGUUUUGCAUUAUCAGUAACACUCCAACCACAGGGAGUGCUACAUGUUUUAACAUUAUUUUUAAGUUUUAAAUAAUCAGGAAUGUGUUUUGAUUAUUUCCACCUCUUCCCACUACUGAACCGAAAGUUGUUUUUUCUGAUCCCUUUUCCAGAAUCUUCCUCCCCAAGCUGAAUCUGUUGUUAUACAGCAACAGUUACAUACUUAAUCUUACUAUUUUCAAAUAGUGAACUGAAAAGGGCAUGGUAGAAUUCACACACAGUUUGAAUUGAACUAAUAGUAUCAGGCACCUACACCUAAGUGAAAUCUCUUUUGUUCUCAGCUGCAUGGCUGUAGAGAACUCAGGAGAAACUUGGAAUCCUGUUCAGUAUCUCUGAUGUUGCAGGCGGCUCUGCUGAAAAAAUGGCUUUCAUGAUCAAAAUCAUGACAGUUUAACCGUAACUUAAAACUGCUAUGCAAUUUGGGGGCCCUUGCUUCAAUCCUUUUAAAAAAGCAUUCUGGACUGAAUAAUUUAGAGGUCGUAGUUUGCAUCUCUUUUUGCUGUGAUUUGGGAACACCACUUGCCAACAUUUUGUAGUUGCCUGGCAUUCUUACCCAUUUGAUCAUGCGGUAAUUGCAAUGCUGUCUCUGCACUUGCCACACCCUGUUUUCCUCCUUUCAUCCAGCUCUUUGCAUCAUUCAGAUUUCUUGUAAAAUGACAGUUACAGAAACAGUAAUCAUAGUCUUAUCUUGGUUCACUGUGAGAUGCUGCUUGCUAGAUAAAGGCAGAACCUCACACAGAAUGUCUAUAGCUGAAGCCCCUUUGAAAUAAGCAGGAUCGCCACAAGAGGAUGGUGUUCAGGUGCUGCUGUUAUUAUGUCAGUGAGGAGGUGGAAAAGUGCUCUUGGUGAACUAUGCCCAGCAAUUUUGAUUCAUAUCCUGUUUACAGAACCUCCGCAGAAGGCUGCUUUAUGCCUUCCAACGCAGUGGACCACUGCUUCCGGGAAGAAUGGAAUUCAGUCUCUUUAUUAUUAUCAUCUGCAGCACAUGUCAGUUCUACAGGUAGAUUUGUGAUUUGUACAAGUUCUGGGCCAGCCAAACAGCAGUGGAUAACAAGACAGCAGAUAGCAUGGGAAAUAUGGAAAAAAGUACUGUACUUUAUACAUUUGCAAAAACCUAUUUGCAUUUUAUGCAUGCAUAAAAUAGACAAAAAUAUGCCAAGAGUGAUGGCUGCCAGGCUCUGGUCUGUACUGGAACCUGGAAACAAGGGCCACCUCUAUUUAUUGAAAGUUCAGGUAGUCCUCGCUUAACAGCCAUUCAUUUAGUGACAAUUCAGACUUACAACGGUGCUGAAAAACAACUUGCAACUGGUUGUCACAUUUACAACCAUUGCAGCACCCCCAUGGUCACAUGAUCACGAUUUGGGCACAUGACAAGAGGUUCACAUUUAUGACCGUCACAGCAUCCCAUGGUCACGUGAUCGCCAUUUUUGACCUUCCCAGCCAGUUUCCGGCAAGCAAAAUCAAUGGGGAACUGCAUGAUUUGCUUAACGACCAUAUGGUUUGCUUAACACGCCUGGUAAUUUGCUUAACAACCACUGCAAAAGGUCGUAAAAUCAGGUCGAAUUCACUUAAUGACCGCUUUGCUUAGCAACUGAAAUUCCAGUCUCAGUUGUGGGUCAUUAGGCAAGGACCACCUGUAUCAUCCUGUUACCUAAAAUAGAAUACCCAAUUUAGGGCUGGCCUCCCUGGGCCUCUUUCCCCCAAGAUAAGAAAAAAUCUGUUGGCUUCAGUCUCUCCAUGAUUUGCUCCUUGUGCCUCAAGAUAACAAGUUUCAAUACCCUGGCAGGCCAUGGUUAACCUCCUUUUCUAAAAUAAAUUCCAACAUAGAGAACCUAGCUAAUGGACCUAGAUCUCCAUGAUGGGCAUGGGGCAGUUGGAAAAUGAUACACUCAGGUCUUAAAAAUACCUGACAUGACCCAGUUAGUUUAAACCACUGUAGAAAUUAGUUGCAUACCUGUUGCAGUGGGCCCAUUAUGGUAUCCUUGUUCUAGACCAUUGAUGGGAAACCUAUGACACGUGUGUCAAAGGUGACAUGCCAUGACAUUUUGGGUGACAUGCCAGCGUUCACCAACAACUGCCACGCCCCGGGAAGCCCCAGCCGCAGUUGCCCUGGCCACCUCCAAGACCCCUGCUGUCCUGCCCUCCACCACCCCAGCUCACCUGGCCAUCUUCUUGCUCCCUCUUGUGCGAAGCCAGUUCCUGCAGAAGCUGCUUGCAGUUUGCACGAAGAGAUGUGCCUUGCCGUGAAGGGGCGUGCUUUUGCUCUCAUUGCACAAAGCUUGUUUGUUUGGGGUGGGGGGUGACACGCCAGCAGAGUCAAGUUAGGCACUUUCUGAAUUUUUGACCUGCUGACCCCUAGAGGUUCACCAUCACUGUUCUAGACCCAGCAGAUGCUUUAUGGCCCUCUUGAGGUUUUCUGGGCAUUAUUCCACUGUGAUGGCUGACAAAGCGCAGUGCCCCCACCCACCCACCCACCCUGUUUGUUUGCAUGGCCUUUUCUUUUUCAGUAUUAAAAUGUUAAAAAGUCUCUCAUGCUGCCAACCCACAGGGUGUGAUCAAAAAAGUCAAGAGGGCAGCCACAGUGGUUUGACUGAAGUUCCAUCUCUACUUGUGCCAACCGUAGACAGGCCGUGGGUGUCAUACCCAAGGGAUGCAGGUUGUACCCCUCUGCUGUAGAUAAUGAUUUGCAAACCACUGGGUCUGUACUUGGCUAUAAACCAAAUCCAAAGAGAUCAUAAUGAAGCUAGAUAUGGAUUGCUUGGCAAGCAGGGCAAUAAAGUCAAGCAUUAUGGUAUUUUGCUAGCUAUACAAGUGUAACAGAAACCAUAGUUCUCAACUACCAUAGCUGCAGUGUAAGUAGGUAUUUAGGUUAAGGAGUGUGAGUAGCUAUGCCUAAAGAUGAACAUGCAUCCUCACAUACACACACACAUGCUUGCAAAAGGUUUGACUUAAGCCAAUUUAAUUAAUAAUAAAGGAUGGUCAGAAGGUAGAUUAGAAUCUCCUGGUAACUCUCUGGGUGAUUUGCAGUAGAUUUAUAGAAAUUUGUGGUCCCAGUUGAUUUAUUAUGAGCAACACCCAGCCUCUUUCUUAGGCUGCUAAAAUGAAGAAAAAAAUGACAAAAAUCAAAAGUAGAUUUUUGUAUGAAAAAACUGUUAUCAAUUCUUGCACCUGAAAGCAAAUUACCGGCUAAAUAUUUUGUUCAAGAGCACCUUUCCAUAUUUCUUCCUCCCUGCAUUCCUAGUGGACUUUUACCCUUCAUGUUAGGGCAGAGAAACAAGCUGGAGUCCUUCUGAUGUUCCAAUUUUGUGUCUCUGAGAAGAGCCCACCUUCUUCAGAGAAACUGGUAGAGUCAACUAUGAAGAGAACUCUGCAUCAUGAAGAGCCCAAUACGCUCCAUGAGGAAAGCCCCCUCAUUGAUUGCUUUCUCCUUUUCUUCACUUUGAAAAUUCUGUUUUAUGCCAAAAUUGGGCAUGCUAGUAACAUUGUUUUUCUAAAAGCCGCUAUUAACUUUUGAGCACUGAGAAAUGAAGCACCCUGGAAGGCACCUUGUGUGUCUCUAUUAGAGACACAGUGAGAAGUGUAUUCCUUUUUUGAGAUGGCCGCUGUAUGUGUUGCUCAACAACAAGCAUAGCAAGAUCUCUGCUUCAAGAGCCUUGCAGUCUAAAAUUUGGUGGGGGAGAAAAUGACAGAAAAAGUAAUUCCUCAUAAGCCGAAGUACAUACAGUGGCAUGUACUUUGGGAGGACAGAGGCUGUAGGCACAAAUGGGGGAGUUGGAAAAAAGGUUCUUGUUCUGCCCAGUCCCUGAAAUUAAGCCAGCAUUUAGUAAAAUCUUGUAGAGACCCCACCUAGCCUUUUCUACCUUGGGAGACAGUUAACUUAUGGAAUACUGUAGCAAAAGAGAAUGUUUUGCCAUGUACGUUUUUUAUUAAAAUCUUUAAUCAAUUUCAUUAGGUUUAAUAACAAGAAAAACUAUUUAUGAACAUGUACUUAAACAAAACCAAUGGCGUGAUUUGGAAAAGGCCAUCUUGGCUGCAGACAAAAUUGAUGCAUGUCAGUGUGUGUGUCUUUGUCAAAAGUAAAGUAUCCCUCAAGUCAAGCUUGACCCUUGAUUACUAUGUGGAUACUGUACUUCCACUUCCGUUGGCAAGAAUUUAAAAAUGGUUUGCCAUUGCCUUCUUUCUUCCUAAUUGACUAGAUUUCGAAGUGUGGCCUACACCUUAGAGAUGCCCCUGCUUAGCUUUGAAAAUAUGCGCACAAUCAUAUAUAUUACAACCUGUAGUAUAAUGAUAGGUUUAAUCAAAACUGGAUUAAUUAGAUACAGAAACAGACUUUAUUUGCCCCUCCCUCCCCCCAAGAAGAAGGUCAGGAAAUAGGAGUGAAAUAGGAAAUCAUGGAAAAGGGUUGAGCUAAGAGAAAUGUGUUCUCUAAAGAGGAUGAUGGAUAUAGCAAGCUGGAUGUUUGGAAGAAAAAGGUGUUUCGCUGCUAAAGGGAAAAAAAAUCACCGCCACUCUUCUGGGUACAGGGAAAAAUGGUCUCUUGGGAGGGGAAAGUUAUUUGCUUUCAUGCCCCUCCCCUCGAAAGGCAUAUGUGGGUUAAUAAAAUACAACUUUGUGACAGGCUACUGCCACUAAUAUUAUUUGUGAAAACUUCUGAGGCUUUAUUUGUAUUUCUGUCUACUGCAAUAUAUUUUUGGAUGGUUAGCCCGAAUCCACAGUUUCUCCAAAGUCUUCUAAAAAGUCUUAAAUCCUGAGAACACGUCAGCGUAAGAUAUGUACAUUCCAAGGGGUGGGUUUUGCAGUCUGGGGAUUCCUUCUGUUCAUCAGUCAUAGUUUCAUGUAAGAUUACUGUACUUUAGGAAGAAUUUUUUAAAAUCUUAUUUAAAAUUAUUUAUUUAAAAAGCACUAGUUAAAGAGGUGGUCUUUUUUCUACACUGAGGAUUCUUUAUGACUGCCCCAUUGGUGAACAACUAAACUGGCUUGUAUUUUAACGACGACAUGCCGUCUUUCCAAAACUGGAAAACCAGAGCUGAGAACUAGCGCCUUUUUACCCAAAGAACCCAUUGUUAUAGUCUGAUUUGAACUGAGACUUAUUAAUCAUGUGAAAAAAGAUGUAACUCUAACUUUCUUGUGACCUCUCGCUGCUGAAUGAUGCUUGUGGUAUGUUCCAGAAGGUCUUACGUUCAGUCUUCUUCAGGUUGGGACCGAACUUGGGGUUAGACAGGAUUGAAAACUGCAGAGAGAUCUACUGCCUGUCCAAAAGGUUCGGCCCCACCACCCUGCGGAUUGCUGCCCAACAGACUUUUAGCGAAACUCCAAAUCUGCAGUGCAAAACGAAGGCUCAUGACAGACCCGGUAACAGGGGAACCAUCCCAAAUGAGGAAUCAUCUCCCGAUUCAUCACAUACGGACUCGAGGAGCAACAGUUGUUUUGAGCCAUGGUGGAUCUGCUUUCAAAUCAAAUCAAAUGAAUUUAUGGUGUAAGUAGCAUAAGGGAUCUCAUUUUUACCCAGCAAUGUACAGUCUAUUUUCUUCUAUUUCUGUGAACAAUUUGUAAUGUAUGAAUAAACUGAUCAACUCCAA
Messenger RNA from Candoia aspera, 7284 nucleotides. RefSeq names its product syntaxin 16 (gene STX16). The coding region runs from base 105 to 1073 and encodes 322 amino acids. NCBI's taxonomy places the organism in Eukaryota, Metazoa, Chordata, Lepidosauria, Squamata, Candoiidae. The transcript has 8 exons. Gene Ontology annotation, biological process: vesicle-mediated transport; vesicle fusion; intracellular protein transport. Gene Ontology annotation, cellular component: endomembrane system; membrane; SNARE complex. Gene Ontology annotation, molecular function: SNARE binding; SNAP receptor activity. The record is from RefSeq and is a predicted model, not a curated record.